Molecule: messenger RNA, 4116 nt
Organism: Trichosporon asahii var. asahii CBS 2479
Lineage: Eukaryota; Fungi; Basidiomycota; Tremellomycetes; Trichosporonales; Trichosporonaceae
Exons: 1
Coding region: 1-4116 (1371 amino acids)
Source: RefSeq, a predicted model, not a curated record
AUGCAGCCAGUCGCUUCGUCCUCCAAGAUGAGGCUACCGCGGCGGCCGGCACGGAUAGCUGCCUCGACAGCGACGUUCGUCCUCGCCCUCACGGCACCGUAUCUCGCCGCAGCACGACCGCUGCCGGACAGCUCGACUGCGACUGACCCCGCCGCUACGGCAACCCUCCCCACUCUCCUUCACCCGACCCCCUUCGCUUCCCCCUCUCAACAUUCACCUCCUUCCACUUUGACUGAAUCCGCAUUGCUCGCGACUUUGCGCGGAUUACAACGUCUCGUCCAAAUCUCGGAUGGCUUCUUACAACAGAGCGCCAACCCAGAUUGGCCUGAUAUGGACAUGAGCCGUAUGCCGGAGGCCCAGGCCGUAGUCAACGCGCUUCCGAAGAACCUCAACUUUCCGAAGGGUUUCGUUGUCCUUGAGCAAGAGAUGACCCCGGGCUUCAUCGUACUCUCGUACUUCAUCUCGCUCGUCGGAUCGCUCUGCACCCUCGAGCUACUCAUUCGUCGAACGUCCAACCGAGGACUUUCGAACAUUGCUUUCUUAACCGCCGCAGGCAUAUGUUUCGGUGCCGUGUCUACCUUCGCCAUGCACUUCGUCGGCAACCAAGCUCUCGCCCUUUACCACCCCCUCGACCCGAAGCGACAUGCGCUUUACCUCACCUACUCGGCCGGCUACACUGUUUUGUCCAUGGUGGCAUCGUGUCUGGCCAUGAUUUUCGCCUUCUUCGUCAUGGGUACGGACGUCAGUCUGGGUUCGCGCCCGCGCAUUUUCAGACGGAGGAACUCGUUGGAGCUGCGAAGGCACGAAACGAUCGAGCGCUGGAAGGCGCAGCGCCCUCACCUCAAGGCAACGAAUGUGGACACCAUUUUCGCCCAAGCUGGCAUGAGCGGCGGCUGGUCUCUUUCUAGCCAAACUCCGUCAACGACGCGCCGAACAUGGUAUCAGAAGCUCUUGGGGCGAGAUGCUCCACCAGAGUCUCGUUUUGGAGACUUUGAGGACGACGAUGUUCUGGAUGAGUCUUCGCUCGUGAAGCGUGACAAGGAUCUGGAUGAGCUCAACUUCCGCCUGGGCCGUGAGGCUGUUCGCGCAGAGCUUGAUCGCCGGCAGAUCCUCGGUGCAGCGCAGUUGCCCGCCACCGAGUCACCGGGCACAACGCCGAACACCUCGCUGCGUGGCAUGCCCAUGCACAUGACGAUGGGUCUUGGCGGCACUUCUGCGUUUCCCAAGUCUCCCUUGGCCCCAUAUUACUCCGCGGAGGAUACUGCGCUUGGCACUAUCAAUUCCACGCGGUCCCGCACCCCGCCUUCCCCGAUGAAUGAACUGUUCGCCACAAGCUACCAGUUCCCGCCCAGGUCUACCCCUCACCCCGUGGAUUCGCAGACUCAUCUGAUCCCGAAAUCAGAUGGGUCCACUUCGUCCCUCGUGUCAUCCGUGCCUACCUUUCCCCGCCCCUACGCACCCAUCCUUGAGAGCACGACGCCUGCUCAGAUCUACGCCCCGCCCCAGCACAUCGCGACUGGUCGCCGAUCGUCGUACCCAGCCCUUGCAGCCACCCCGCUUCCGCGCGCUCCCCCUACAACGGCUCUGGCUAGGAUCCAGAGUCUGCCCGAGAACGAUGCCGACAGUAACGGUGGCCCCUACCGCGACUCGUCCGAGUCGUCCAAGGAUAAUCAGGCCAACGGCUCCGGGUCAGACGAGAAUACGAUCGACUUGCACAUCGAUCACCUCGAUCACGUCCUGUACGAUGACGAACCAUUCCGCCUGCGCAAGGUCGGAUGGCGUGAGGAGCUGCGUGACAAGAUCCAGGCCGGCGCACCUCUCACGAAGCGCGAGAGGGCGUUGCGUUUCUUUGGUCUCGACAUCGUUACGCUGAGCGACAUUGUUAAGGUUGUCCUUACAGGCACGUUUGCUGGUUGGGGUGUCGCCGCCAUGCACUACGUCGGCCAGAUCUCCAUCAACGACAUCCCAUACAUCGGCUACCGCGUUGCCUACGUCGUCGGCUCGGUCGUCAUCGCCUCCGGCGCCGUGUGCGUUGCGCUCUACAUCAUGUUCAUCAUGCUGCGUCCGAAGCUCAAACACUCCUGGGUGUCCAAAAUCGUCGUUGGCCUUAUCCUUGCUGGCGCCGUUUGCGGCAUGCACUACACGGCGAUGAUGGGCACAAUUUACGGCUGGGAGGCGGACAAGAGGCCCGACAAAGGUGCGGAGUCAAGCGCCAACAAGCGUGCGAUCACCGGCCUUGUCGCUGCACUCGCGUUCGUGGCAUGCCUGGGAGUCGCUACCUUCAUCCUCGUGAACUCGAUCCGUGACAGGAAAGAACGCGCGCGCCGCCGCCGCAUUGUCGUCGCGUCCGUUCUACUCGACGAACAGGGUCGCAUGCUUGUCAGCGCCAUCGACGGUCUGCUGCCGAUGUGCGACAUUGCUUCCCUUACCCCGCGUGACGUAAAGAAGAAGAACCAGAAGAACGUCCACGACCAGCUUGACCUGACAACCGCUAACGACGCGUUCGUUCAGUCCCUCAAGAUGUCGUGGUCGUGGCGUAACCCCUUUUGGUCAGCCAUGAACCCCUUCGCGUCCGUCACAGACCUGCUCACGGGUAACUCGACGGAUGACAUGUCGACUGAGAUGUCGGGCUUGGGCUUCAGUCACCCUACCCUCGGCCGCCGACCCUCAACGUUCACGAAUGCCGAGUCUGUUGUCUCGGGUCACUCACAGCCGACGCAGCGGCUCUCGGUUGCCCGCUUCCUGGAGCGCUUCGCUCUCGCGGCGACGCAGCUGUCGGUCCGCCUGACCGGCCAGCAGAACGGCAUCGGCCGUCUCGGUGUGCUCUAUGAUCACAUCUUGACGACGGGCUGGGUGAACCUGAGCAAGAAUGAGCGGGUGUCGAAGGGCCAGCUGAUCUUCCUCGUGCGCCGCAUCUCGUCUGUACGUGAGAAGUCGGACCUGCUUUCGAGGCACUUCAUUUUCGCACCUCCUUCUGCCGUUGCGACCGCCCUGCACAAGACGCUGUCGACGCCGUAUAACAACGUGAUGCCGUUGCUGGAGGACAUGCGCGGUUUCGUCGACACGAGCAUGCGCAUGACUCUCCGCCCCAACACGCUGUACGCCGGUGUCGUUGUCGUGCAAGCCACGCCUUUCGAUGGCCUCCGCAUCCUGCUCGACAAGCAGAACCGCUCCCAGCUGCCCAUGCGCGAGGUCUGCACCUUCUCAACUCUGUCUGGUCUGCCGGUCAACGCAACUCGCGACGAGGUCCUCUCCGGUACUCUCGAGGAGAUUGGUGAGGCGGCGAGCUGGCUCGAAGGCAUGACUCUGCUCUCGGUCAUCUCGCGCAACAUGAACCCGGAAGGCACUCGUGUCGGUGGCCCUCGUGUUGGCCGCCUUCUCUCUGCGCUCGAGCGUGCUAUUAUUCCGCUCAUGGACGACCUGCUGUCUCAGGACGACAUGGCGUACAUCCUGCCCCGUCUGCAGCUUCACCCGCUCCUCGUGCCCCUGACUCCCGCGACGCCCGGUGUCAAUGGACACCCCGGCUGGGCCGCGCCGCACAUGCUGGUGUUCUACGCCAACUACGACUUUGCGGUGCGCUCGUUCGCUGAGGAGUGGGCGCCGUUCUCUCUCUUCCGUGCGCAGAACGAGUGCGUCAUGGCCUCCAAAAUCAACCGACUGGAGCGUGCUGCUGAGGCAGCUGCGGCGUUGCAGCGCACCACCCCGCGUGCGCCCUCGCCCACGCUUCUGCCCGGCACGCCGCUGCCGCCCUUCUCGCCUCUGCCCGCGGCAUCCCCUCUGCCGCCGGGCACGCCGACGGACGUCGCAGCGAAAUACAACUUUGGCCGCCGCCCGAGCAAGGUGCAGUUCCAGGAGCCCGACCCGCGAGAUGCGCCGAGCCCCGUCCCCACGAACAGCGACACAGUGUCGAGUCGCGAGCGACCUGCGCCGCGGCGCUCGUCCCUCGCACGCACCGCUGUUAUGAGCAGUACGGCCGAGAGCCCGAUGAUCGGCGUAGGAGUGUGGGACCCGAACUGGCUAGUCCACCUUCUGCGGACGCACCUGCGCGCCGAGCCCGAGAUGAUCGGAAAAGAGACGGAGCAGGAACCCGCAAUGACCAUGGCGAUCAGCGUCUAG